This is a messenger RNA of Caenorhabditis auriculariae, 1730 nucleotides long. The record is from the annotation of a GenBank genome assembly. Lineage: Eukaryota; Metazoa; Nematoda; Chromadorea; Rhabditida; Rhabditidae.
AUGAGAUUGCUCCAUAUAGCGGUUCUGAAGGAACGGCAUGAGAUGGUUGAAUAUCUCGCUGCCAACUUCAGCACAAGACUCGAUUCGUUAGACCAGGUGAACUUGUUCUUCAAAGUUUUCUUCCAAGCUUAUCAGAGAGAGUUUUCAAACUUCACUGAUUCAUUCCUCAUAGAGCUGUAACGUCUUUCAAAACAACUUGAAAAUCAGAAAAAAACGUUGGAAAACGAUUAAAUUUUUUUGUUUUGGAUGGAGUAUGACCUCUCGAAUUGAGGCUGGCAGGACAGCGCUUCACUACGCCGCUGUGCAAUCGAACGCCAUCUACGACACGCUCGUCGACCUCGGCGCCGACCGCGAUAUCGCAGACCAGGUCCCACCUUCUCGUUCUUUUCUGUAUUUCGAAUGCCUCAAAAUUGAAAAUAUUGUAAGAUUCUCUUUUGACGUUUUAUACUGUGUUCUUCCUUCUCUAUUCGCGUCAUGCUCAUCACCACAUUAACGAUGAAAAUGUUAUCAGUUUUGGGGAGGAAAAAAAGAGAGAGGCGCGACUAACACGAAUAUUUCUUAGUGGUAUCAGCCUUUCAGCCGGAUAUUCCAGCGUUAUUCUCUCCGCUCGUUCCAUCGCUCCUUGUGCUGCAGCUCUAUCACUCGCUCACGUUUUUUUUUAUUUCUUGCGUGUCAUCUUCCAAGAGUAUUGAAUUAGCAGGGAAACAUACGUAUUCCUUCGAAUAAUUUGACGUCGAGUCUACAAACGACCAACUUUCUUUUAUGGUUUUCAUGAAAGUUCAUGAUCUUGACAAUUAACAAAAAGUUUGAUUUUGUGAGAAGGUAAACGUCGCAUUUAGUAUUAGACUGACAUUUGGCUGUUUUCAUUCAUAAUUCCAGAGAUAAUUUGAGCUCUUUUAUAUAAAAUUUCGAACUCCACACUAAAAAUAUCUUCCUUGUCAACUAUACCGGUGGGAAGGGGAUUGCUUUGUAGAAAAAUCAUGCAUUUUUUGAACAAAACUGUUCAUUUUCGACCGCGGAACUUCAGGACGGCGUCACCGCGGAGGAGUACCGUCAAUCGCCGAGCAGAUACAUCCGUCCGGCGUCGGCUGCAUCUUCGCUUAUGCUUCGUUCCAUGUCUACCGACGAUGAGUUCUUCGAUCCAGGUAUUUCCUUUUCAAAAAUAUAUCCAUCUGCUUUCCACAGUACAGCAAGAAUAUACAGUCGUAUAAACGGAAGUUCUGAAAAGUUGCAGUUAGGAGGAUUAAAAACUUCGAGAAAUUUUGCGUCAUAAAAAAGCGUUCCCAGGAGUUGUGUUUGUUCAUCUUGAGACACGCAACUGCAGGUUUAUUUUAAUAAUCUUUCCCAUAUCUACUCACUUCAAAUGGAAGCUUUUCCUUUUUGGGAAAUUCGUAUCUUCUAGAUGUAAUCCGAAAAGAUGGAGAUGAAUUAAAUUGCGAUUACUAGGGGGAUCUCUGGGCCUGCGGAAAGUCGCCGUGGGCACUAAUCUGUCCUGAUGACUUCGCUUCCGCUUGGCGCCAACUUGACAAAUUUGUCAUCGAAAGGGCGUUGUCAUGGCUUCUGGAAGGCUUCAGUCUUUCCGAAACAUCGCGUGACACGACCGCCGAGGAAUAUUAGAUGAGCCUUCGGCGAUACCUGCGAGCUUUUCUUCGAGUCUUGUGUUGCCGACUCGGCCGACUCCCGAUUUUGAAGCAGUCGUACGCGUUUGCAAGUUGAUGGUUGAUGCAUGA